AUGGGUUUUGGGCCAUCACCACCCUCGCUAAUAACCGUUGGAUGGGAUACUGCUGCAUUGUCUUCUCUUUCCAUGGCAGACUCCCAGACAUAUGCUAGACAGCUUCUCGUCAAGCGUCAUGGAUAUCCUCUGUGGAUCCCUGAGCCUUUCGGGCAUUCCCCCAUCUACAGGACGAAAGGUGUUCGCAUUGGCGAUGUCGGAUAUGUCACUCAAGAUGGUGGCUUUCAGACGUUGUUCAACAUUCGUGCACCCAAGGGACAUCCAAUUAAUCGGCGAGGCGUCCCAGAAGGCUUUCAGCAGGUCCCCCUUGAUGCUCAAGAUAUCGGCCAUGUGCAUUUUCACAGACCAAACAGUGCUGUCGUCAGCACAUUCCACGAAGAACGAGCAUUCAGCGCAGGUGCCUCUGCUGUGGAGCCACAGACAAAUGUGGGUGCUGGUGCGGCAAUGGAGUACACCUGGUCAUCUACGGAAGGGGCCGUCCUCCGCCUGCCAGAUGGUGCCUCGCGCAUCAAUAUCCAUGCGAAGCAGACACAUUUUCAACAGCAAGCUGCUAAACAUGCAGAAGCGUGGUACAGAUUCGCAGUAACAGAAGGCUUCAAUAUUUCCAAUGGCUCAUUGUACCUCAUUACCGGAUGCGACAAAACCAAGUCUUGGAUGGUCGGUGCCUUCUCCUCCUCUAGCACUACCUCCGGAUUGCAAGUCAAACUGCGUAUUGGCGUAGCCCAAGGGCAGGCUUCAUACAGCUAUUCGUGGACUAGGUACAUUCCUGUUACUCAUCGUACUGGUCCGCUGAUUGAUGAUACGACUGCGGUCUGUGAUCUCGUCGACUUAGGAAGAGACGACGAACUAUUCGCCCAUGCUUCCGAGGAUGAUAUACGUCGGAAUGCUUUCCCCGAUCCCGCGUCCUUCCCAGGUUGGUUCGGCAAAGGCGAAGGCAAAGGCAAAGGCAAAGGCAAGGCGAAAGCCCUUGAGGCCCACCAAAGUUCCAACCAUGAACGCGAGGGACAUGAUAGAGAAUCGGGGGAUGAUCCGCCACCUAGCAGCGACAAUGUAAGCAUCGAGGAAGUCCCCGGCCCCUGCGAGUACCCCCACGCCAAGGUCGCCAUUGUCAACGAUAAAGACUGGAUGGAUCUCAUUGAUGAGAAUGAUCGUUUGUGGCCAACCAACGAUGAACUGCUGCUCCGAUUCCAGAGUCGCCACACCCCUUAUUGCGCUGACGGUGUCGUGUGGCCCGAUGAUCCCCGGGAUAAACUUGAUGUGGUAUUACAAAUACUCCGUGAAGGUGUUCUCCAAGCCCAUCACUACUUGCCAUCGUAUCCUGCGGCCCUGGAGGAAGCUGCCGAAAUCCUGGCCGAUGAAGCCAACGAAGCACUGGCGGCUGACAAAGUUGACGAAGCCCUGGAGGGGGCCCACGAAAUCCUUUCGGCGUACAUGGCCAAUAUUCUUCAUUCUUUCAAGGUAAUCAAGUACAUCAGGAGCGAGCACGUCACUCCCGUACAAGCCAACGCUGUCGAGCUUUGGUGGCUGCAGUCAGGCAAAGAUAGCAUCUUACCUGCUUCAGUUGCCGCCUCAAUCGCCGACCGCGCCGCGGCGAGGAAACAGGUAGACGCCAGCCGGCAGGAGGCUCUCGUUGAUGUAAAUAAUCUCAUACAUUUGCUGUUCCCUGCUUGUCAGACGCUUGUUCAGGCGCUUACGAGAGCGACCGAUUACCUUGCGUACGCAAAGGCAACAGGAGAGGCACCGUACGAUGACCACGCUCUCGAUGUCUGGGUUACGCAGAAUGGGACCAUCGCGGAAAUGUCAUCACCUUUCUUCUAG
Molecule: messenger RNA, 1818 nt
Organism: Pleurotus ostreatus (oyster mushroom)
Lineage: Eukaryota; Fungi; Basidiomycota; Agaricomycetes; Agaricales; Pleurotaceae
Exons: 10
Coding region: 1-1818 (605 amino acids)
Source: RefSeq, a predicted model, not a curated record